UUGGGGGCGGUGCCAGGUUUGAGGGUCGCGCUCAGUGGCCGCGCUCGCCAGGACCAUGUUUCGAGGGGCGCUAUGGCUCUUGGCAGGUCGAGGCUGUGUGGGCCGGGGGCUAAGCACACGCAGUGGAGGCUCGACUCCGGACUGGACUGAAAAGGUGUCUGAAAUUAAGAAGAAGAUCCAGUCGGCUCUUCCUGGAGGGGCCUGGGAUCCACUGUAUGACACCAGCCACCUGCCCCCUGAACACUCGGAUGUCGUGAUUGUGGGGGGUGGGGUGCUUGGCCUGUCCGUGGCCUAUUGGCUGAAGAGGUUGGAGAAGCCCCGAGGUGCCAUCAGGGUGCUGGUGGUGGAUCGGGACCACACGUAUUCCCGGGCCUCUACCGGGCUUUCCGUGGGCGGGAUCCGCCAGCAGUUCUCGCUGCCUGAGAACAUCCAGCUCUCCCUCUUUUCAGUGGACUUUCUACGGAACAUCAAUGAGUACCUGGCGGUAGUCGAUGACCCUCCCCUGGACGUCCAGUUCAACCCCUCAGGGUACCUUUUGCUGGCCUCAGAAAAGGGCGCUGCAAUCAUGGAGAACAACGUGAAAGUGCAGAGGCCGGAUAUGGCAGCCCUGCCCUCUGUGAUAACCAUGGUCAGUCAAGAGCAGGAAUCGGCAACAGACAGGUCUCCAAGUCUCACACGUGACAUCAGGCAGGAAGGAGCCAAAGUGUGUCUGAUGUCCCCGGAGCAGCUGCAGAACAAGUUUCCCUGGAUUAACACGGACGGAGUGGCCUUGGCGUCUUACGGGUUGGAGGGUGAAGGUUGGUUUGACCCCUGGUGUCUGCUCCAGGGGCUUCGGCGAAAGAUCCAGUCCCUGGGGGUCUUUUUCUGCCAGGGAGAGGUGACACGUUUCAGCACAUCAUCUAGCCGCAUGCAGACCAGCGGUGGGAAAGAGAUGACUUUGAAGAGGAUCCAUGAAGUCCAUGUGAAGAUGGACCACAGCCUGGAAUACCAGCCUGUGGAAUGUGCGCUCGUGAUCAAUGCCGCCGGGGCCUGGUCUGGGCAAGUAGCAGAGCUGGCUGGUAUUGGGAAGGGGCCACCUGGCACCCUGGAGGGCACCAAGCUACCUGUGGAGCCGAGGAAAAGGUACGUGUACUUCUGGCACUGCCCCGAGGGACCAGGCCUGGAGACUCCGUUCAUGGCAGACACCAGUGGAGCCUAUUUCCGCCGGGAAGGAUUAGGCCACAACUACUUGGGUGGCUGCAGCCCCACCGAGGAGGAGGAACCAGACCCGGGGAACCUGGAAGUGGACCAUGAUUUCUUCCAGGACAAGGUGUGGCCCCAUUUGGCCCACCGAGUACCAGCUUUUCAGAGCCUGAAGGUUCGGAGCGCUUGGGCCGGCUAUUACGACUACAACACCUUUGACCAGAACGGCGUGGUGGGCCCCCACCCCCUGGUCGUCAACAUGUACUUUGCCACAGGCUUCAGUGGCCAUGGGCUCCAGCAGGCCCCCGCCGUGGGCCGAGCUGUGGCCGAGAUGGUGCUAAAGGGCCAGUUCCAGACCAUCGACCUGAGCUCCCUCCUCUUCAGCCGCUUUUACUUGGGAGAGAAGGUCGAAGAGCGCAACAUCAUUUGAGCCUGUAAGCUCUUCGCUGGCCCCACUUCCCCAUCUGUCACCCCUGGUCACAUCCUGGCCCAUGUUCACGUCCUCCUCCCCAGCAUCAUGCCAAGAGCUCCUCCAUCCUCCUCUCACUCAGGUGAUUCUGUCCCCAUGUGGCUGGGCAGGUGGGCAGGCUGCAGGCUCUGAGGUUCUGCGCCUGAGGCCCAGGCUGACAGAAUGAGGGAGCAGGACCCUGGGACUGAUCCCUGGCCCAGGCUGAUGCUGCCCACCAAGGCGAUCCAGCUGGACAGCACGCCUCAGUGGUCCUGAGCACCAGGCCCAGGGCUGGCUCCCUCCUGGCACCAACCAGAAAGAUCACCACUUCCCCUCUUCGCAGAGCCCAGGCAGGGAGCAUUCCGGUGCAGCUGGCCCCAAUUUAUUAUCAAUCAAUAAAUGUGAUGAACUCCUUCCUG
Molecule: messenger RNA, 2049 nt
Organism: Myotis myotis
Lineage: Eukaryota; Metazoa; Chordata; Mammalia; Chiroptera; Vespertilionidae
Gene: FOXRED1
Product: FAD dependent oxidoreductase domain containing 1
Exons: 12
Coding region: 56-1612 (518 amino acids)
Cellular component (GO): cytoplasm
Molecular function (GO): oxidoreductase activity
Source: RefSeq, a predicted model, not a curated record